UGAGUAUUGAUUGAUGUAGCUCGUAGCAACAUAAACCUAUGUAUAUAAAAGGAGCACGAUUGGAAAAUGAUGUUAGAAGUAAACAGUUUAGAUAGAGCCUCAGUAUCCAACAGCGAAGAUGAAGCUUAUCAUUGUUACUGUUCUUGCACUCCUGGUAAUGCAUUCGGAAUCGUUGGUACUCCCAAUUGUACCGUCACUUUCUUAUACUGCAGUGAGUGGUCCCACGGUUGUUGCUGCUCCUCCCAUAACCAUUGUUGCUGCCCAAGGAACGUAUGUAGCUCAAACACGUGGAGCUGUACAUGUCGCCCCGUUAGAAGGUCAUGUUAAUUCGGCAGCCUCAGUAAAUUUGGAGCCAGCUCCAGGAACCAAGUAAGAUAUGGGGAUUUUCGUGUUAAUUACAUCGAGAAUGUUCUUAUUUGAAAUAAAAUGAAUAUUGCAAU
Hermetia illucens (black soldier fly) is the source of this 440-nucleotide messenger RNA. Its product is annotated as adult cuticle protein 1-like. Lineage: Eukaryota; Metazoa; Arthropoda; Insecta; Diptera; Stratiomyidae. The coding region runs from base 119 to 373 and encodes 84 amino acids. The record is from RefSeq and is a predicted model, not a curated record. The transcript has 2 exons.